UCCGACACACGUGACCGCCGCCUCAGACCCACGUGACCACAGAGCUAGCUCCGUGGAAAGGCCUCAGUACAGCCUCGGCCCCUCCUGGAAGCUGUUUCGGGAUUUUGAGUCUCUGUGCUUGUGAAUUCUGUUUUGGAUAUUAUUGGUGCAAUUGUUGGACAAAAUGACUUGCUGUGGUAUUAAUUGCACUAAUAGAGCGUCCAAGGAGUCUCCACUUCAUUUUUUUCGCAGGCUUGGAGUGACACCUGUGUCCAUUCUUCCAUCCGGUAAUCCCCAGCGGUCAGGCCAGGCAGCCUGACCGGUGGGGCGGCUAGUUUCUGCGCGGGCUGACCGCUCGUGGAGCUCUCAGAGACAGAUCUGACCGGAGAAAUACUGCAGCUCGGUGAGAAGUCUAUAGGGCAUACAGCGUUUCCCUUAAAUCCCACCGCCACGCCGACAAGAUCCCAAGUUUCUUUGUUUUUGUUUGCGCUGUUUACAGAAGAAGCAGCGGGAACUAAUAUGUUGUCGCUUGUGAUCACAGCCGGCGGGUAGCAAGUAUGUACAGUCUAUGAUUUUACCGCUCCCUCCUGCAGUCUUCCCCUAUUAAAAUUUAAAAUGUGUAACUUCAUGUAUUGGGAUGAAUGACUGAUAUUCAUGUUAAACUCAAACGUUAGGUAUUUAGGGGGAAAAAACAAAAUAAUAAACAUUAUACAGAUGUCAAAUAAAUCAAACUGUAAUUAAACUACACUCUUAAAAAUGCUGGGUUAUUUUGCUAACCCAACUGCUGGGUUAAGGCUGAUUUUUAAGCAGUUGGGUCAAUUUAAUACAACAUUGGGUCAAACAUUUUGACCCAGCAUGUUGGGUUAAAAGGGGCGGUAAAAAGAAAGAUCCUCCCCCUCCUCUGUGCCAGCUUCACCAUUUUAAAGUGGAGGAUGACAAGGACUUGCCUCAUUUCCAUGGACCUUCACACCAGCAAUGUUUAAAAAUAAGGUAAGAUGUUGAUGAUGGAGUUUGAAAAUGUGUUCUGGUAAAGCAGUUGAAGGCAGGUAAUGCAGUAAACAAAGAGAUUUUAAGCCUACAAGAGAUUUUCAACCGAAUAUAGCUUCGAGUAGCUAGCUAGCUAUAGCUUCCUAGCAUCAAUCUACUUCAUUAGAUAUAAUGGAACAGAAAAUCUGUGACACAACUAUCUGCUCCAGACAGUGUUUUACCAUUUGUCCACCCUCCCUUUGUUUGUUAGACAUGAUGAGGCUCAGGAAGUUAGGCUUACUAUGCAUAGCAUCCCCACUAGCAGCAGGGGCUCUUUAUGCUGCGGUCUGUGCAAUACCUCCCGCUACUUGUGUAGCUCAGCACUACUUCUUUGGUAGUACCAAUUCUACUAUACAUUUCUGUGGGGAAAUGAGACAGGAGACCAAUAGGCAUAGUGCUACAGGAGAAUAAUAGCUUAUCUAAGUGGUUGCGCGCAGCUUUCCCGCUACUGUAACUGUUGCUGGGCAGAUUACGUUCACAGGUUCAUAUGCAUGUUACAUAACGGCACGCGCGCCAACUCCACAACCCCUGUCCCUGGGGUGGGGAGCAAACAAAUGGCGGCGCAACGCGCAAACUGCUACUGCUUUCAGUUGACAACAGCUCGCGCUACAUAGCGGUGAAAUAAAAUAUAAUCAGUGUCAGUCAGAGUCGUGUGCAGCAGCGCACAAAUAAACGGGCGGACAUUAACGUGAAAGUUAAUAGGUUCCAGCUGAUGAAGCACGCCAAAGGUAAACUGCUUGAUAAUCCAUCCGAAUCAUGGGAGCCAGAGUUUCAUGAUAAUGCCCGGUUUAUUUCACUCAAGAUGGAUGAAUUUGUGAAGGACAAACUUCUGGAAUGGAACCUCUCUGAAUACAUCCCUGCUUUUGAAGCUGAAAAGAUUGACAAAGACAGCCUUUUCCUCUUGGAUGCGAACAGCUUGACGACUUUGAUACCUCUCCUGGGUCCACGCCUGAAAAUUCAGAAUAAUUUAAAAAGAUUACUUGAGGAUUCAAGCCCUAAACAAACGGAGUCUGUUUGUGCACCAGCUGACAAAUUGCAGCACGUGGCUCCUGUCCAGGGUGGAACAUCAUUUAAUAUCCGUGAGAUACUCAACAAAACACCUGAUGGAAGAGCAAUAGUUCACAGCCUUGAAGAAAGCCAUCACAUUUCUAUAAGUGAGAGAAGAUCCAUGGUCAGGAUACUUGUGUCCCACCUGAUUGAGUGCUUUGGAGAGAAUCCACCCUCGGAAUCAAAGGCAUUGCUGGCAUCAUCAGUAGUGGAGCAGUUUCCAUGUCUAAAGGACAGUCUUGGCACAGGCUAUGAUGCGUGGUUCACCCCAGGAAGGAAACAUAGACCUGCAACAGGAUUCCUAGAGGAAUGUCUCCGCAAUGUGCGAAAGAGGUCACGCUGCGACACCCAGAAUAAGUCAACACCUCAAGCGCCACAAAAAUGCCAGAUUGUUUUGCCUGAACCUACUGUAUCUCCAGAGCGAGCCAUCCAGAUGACAGAAUGGCUGAAAAACAAUAUCUGGCCACCAUCACAAGUUUCCCAGUAUAUGCUGGAGACCGCUAUCCAACGAGCCCAGUGGAUUAGAAGCAAUGGGACAAUGUCAAUCAGAGAAAUAAUGGCCGAGUUUCCACGUUUGGUUGACACUCCAGGCAUGAUUUCUCAGGACUUCUCUGUGCUACACCCAGACUCCUCAGAGAAAUUAACUGCAAGGUGGAGCCACGUGUUCUCCCGAAAGAUCAUCCGCAUGGCCAGAAAAGAAGACGCAGCUAACCGUCUCAUCGACAUAGAUUCGCUUCCAGCAGACAAACAGGAAGAUGCCGCUUUGUUGUUGCUCCCACUGAUUCUCCCUACUGCACCAUACAAAGUUGGAAGGAGACUCCUCCGACCCAGCAGCGUGGUUCGCAAGGCCUUCAUUGACAUCCAGCCAACUGGAACCAACAUGGUGGAGUACCUGACCGGGGCCACAACAGACGACCCACAUGUUCUUAUGCUUGGUGAAGACCAUCGAUGUUCCCAAGCAUUCGUUAUCCUCAAUGGGACUGCCAUGGAAUAUCCAUCACUUUUGGGGAAGGACCUGAUUGGUGUCCAGAACCUGCUGAAGAAGCACCAGGCUCUGCAGGCUGAGAUCACAGGUCAUGAACCUCGCAUCAAGGCUGUCACCCAGAAAGGAGAGACCAUAAUGGAGGAAGCAACAAGUGGCUCCAACUGACGAUGAGACCGGGAAGGAGCUGGUUCUGGCUCUGUACGACUACCAGGAGAAGAGUCCUGGAGAGGUCACCAUGAAGAAGGGCGACAUCCUCACGCUGCUCAACAGCACCAACAAGGUUGUUUUACUUGAACUCGCGUCUUUAGCUGAAUGAGGAUGGAGAGACGGGUCGGACCUGGAGCAGGUCGAGGUCUUGCAGAAGAAGUUUGACGACUUCCAGAAGGACCUGAAGGCCAACGAGUCCCGCCUGAGGGACAUCAACAAGGUGGCAUCUGAACUGGAGUCAGAAGGUCUGAUGGCUGAGGAGGCUCCUAUGGUUCAGGCUCAGCAACAAGAACAUCUGGGUUCUGCUCCUGGAAAGGAUGAAGCCGACUCUAACCCCGGCUUUCCACAGGAGCCGUCAGCAGCACGUUACUGCAGCAGCACGUCAUAGCUGCUGAUAGGAACCGCUGUGGUCAACAGAACCUUUUCCACUGGAGCCG
Nothobranchius furzeri (turquoise killifish) is the source of this 3681-nucleotide messenger RNA. The record is from RefSeq and is a predicted model, not a curated record. NCBI's taxonomy places the organism in Eukaryota, Metazoa, Chordata, Actinopteri, Cyprinodontiformes, Nothobranchiidae.